This is a messenger RNA of Paramecium primaurelia, 858 nucleotides long. The record is from the annotation of a GenBank genome assembly. NCBI's taxonomy places the organism in Eukaryota, Ciliophora, Oligohymenophorea, Peniculida, Parameciidae.
CUAAUGUUUGCUUUGUGCACUGAGGGCAGAACACUAAACUCAGAAUCUCUAGAUUAAAGCGAUAAACUCACAAUGAUCCAAUAAAAACUUCUAAAAAAGGAGAGUUUAGCUAAUGCAAUAGCUUUAGAGGACGGUUUGGUAUAUUUAGGAGAAAUGGAAAAUGGUGAAAGAAAUGGUUAUGGGAUAUUGAUCUAUCCUAAUGGUUCAAUUUUGGAAGGGUAAGAAUAAAAUGAUAAUAUUUAAGUAAUUGGAUUAAUGGAAGAGCAUUUGGAAUAUGUAGACUACAAUAUAGUUAAGAUGAAUAGUAUAUGAAUUAUUUAUUAUGUUUAGUUAUUAGGGAAACAUUGUAAAUAAUAGAUUUCAGGGAUUUGGUGAAUAUGUUAAUCAUAAUUCUUCAAUUUAUAAGGGAUAAUGGGAGAAUAAUGAGAAACAUGGGUAUGGAGAAGAAUAUUUCAAGAAUGGAUCUAUUUAUUGUGGUAAUUUCAUUAGAGGAAUGAGAGAAGGAGAAGGAGUGUACUUGUCUAGUAAUGGAUCAAAGUAUGGCAUUUAAUUAAAAAUUAGAUAUUAAGGAUAAUUCAAAUGUAAUUAAAUGGAUGGUGAUGGAAUGAUAUUUUGGAGAGAUGGUAGUUUUUAUUAAGGUCAAUUCUAAAAUAAUGAUAUUAAUGGAUAUGGAGUAUAUACUUAUCCUGAUGGUAGUUAAUACUAAGGAUAAGUAAUAGUAUAUAAUAAUAAAUAGUUUAUGAAUGGGAAACGAAAUGGACAUGGUAGUUUGAUUAGAUAUGAUGGCUAUGAAGUGAGUGGUGAAUGGAAAGGUGAUAAGUUUUAUAAAAAUUGAUUUUAUUAUUUUCUAUAUACUAA